AUUUGUGUACUGCUGCAACAAGUGAAACGGCAUCGUUUCAGGUUAAAACGGGCAUAAAUAUUGUUACUCAUCGUGUUCCUUUGGCCCAGCUGAAAACCUCGUCAUUCUUGGCUCUCAUGCAACCACUACUGGAGCCUGGUUCAGUAAUGGAGGAAGGGUUAGUAGAUUCAGAACCUUUUCCUCCACAAGGCUCUCAACACUCAGCUUCAUUCGGGCACUGGAUUUCCACAUUAAGGAAAAGGGCAUGUGAAGCAUACAGAAGAAAGCCAAUCUCAUACUGGUUUCUUCUAGUUCUGAGUAGUAGUGCAAUGCUUGUGGCAUUCCCUGCUUCAAGCCUCCUAUCUCGUCUUUAUUUCCAAAAUGGUGGAACCAGCAAAUGGAUCAUUUCGUGGGCUGCGGUUGCAGGGUGGCCUAUAACAGCUCUCAUCCUAGUUCCAACAUACUUAGUCUGUAAAACACUUCCCACUCCAUUAACCUUGAAGCUCACUUUUGCAUACAUUGUGCUUGGUUUCUUAAGUGCUGCAGACAAUCUUAUGUAUGCAUAUGCAUAUGCUUACCUCCCUGCAUCCACUGCUGCCCUUUUGGCAUCGUCUUCCUUAAUCUUCUCAGCAUUGUUUGGAUAUCUUCUUGUGAAGAAUAAGAUCAACGCUUCGAUUAUAAAUGCCAUUGUUAUUAUCACAGCUGCCAUGACCAUCAUAGCAUUGGACUCAGAUUCAGACAGAUAUGGUAAUAUAAGCAAUAGACAAUACAUAAUGGGAUUCAUAUGGGACAUUCUAGGUUCUGCUCUUCAUGGCCUCAUUUUCGCACUCUCAGAACUAGUUUUUGUUAAAAUGCUAGGCAGAAUAUCCUUCCAUGUUGUGUUGGAACAACAACUCAUGGUCUCAGUAUUCGCCUUUCUAUUCACCACCAUUGGAAUGAUUUUAAACAAUGACUUUCAAGGAAUGGCAUCCGAAGCUAAAGUUUUCGAAGGUGGGAAAACUUCCUACUACCUAGUUCUCAUAUGGAGCACCAUCACCUUCCAGCUCGGGGUGUUGGGAGCAACGGCUGUGCUGUUUUUGUCGUCCACUGUUCUUGCUGGUAUUCUAAAUGCAGUGAGAGUACCCCUUACCAGCAUUGCAGCUGUCAUACUUAUGCACGAUCCGAUGAGCGGUUUCAAGAUCCUCUCACUUACUGUAACAUUUUGGGGCUUUGGUUCUUAUAUUUAUGGCAGUUCAUCAGCAAGUAAAGGCCCCAUAUCCACAUGAAAAAUGCAUAGUAGUAUUAGAGGUUUCAUGGCAGUCAGUUUAUUAUAUAUUAUUCCUUUAUAUUAUCAAUAAACAUCAGUAUUUAUGUAAUUUAUCCACAAACAAUGUAAAUUUAUUCAUGUAUCAUUUUAUAAUUAAGUGUACAAAAUUACUUAAA
This is a messenger RNA of Cannabis sativa, 1401 nucleotides long. Its product is annotated as probable purine permease 5. The record is from RefSeq and is a predicted model, not a curated record. Gene Ontology annotation, cellular component: membrane. The coding region runs from base 117 to 1244 and encodes 375 amino acids. NCBI's taxonomy places the organism in Eukaryota, Viridiplantae, Streptophyta, Magnoliopsida, Rosales, Cannabaceae. The transcript has 2 exons. Gene Ontology annotation, molecular function: purine nucleoside transmembrane transporter activity.